Oryza sativa Japonica Group (Japanese rice) is the source of this 1006-nucleotide messenger RNA. RefSeq lists its product as uncharacterized. Lineage: Eukaryota; Viridiplantae; Streptophyta; Magnoliopsida; Poales; Poaceae. Gene Ontology annotation, molecular function: iron ion binding. The record is from RefSeq and is a predicted model, not a curated record.
CCACGCCACGCGCGCGAAAAAGCGAGGGAGAAAAGAAAAGGAGAGCGAGCGCUUGCGUUGCAGGCGCGCGCGCCAAUCAUCUCCCGCUCCCUCUUAUCCUCCCCUCUCUUCCACCGCUUCUUCUUCCUCCAGUCCCCCCACAUUGCUUUCCUACCUUCUCUUCUUCUCUCCUCGGAUCUCGAGCUCGCCACGCGCCUGUUUCUUGUGCUGCGGUGAGCGGUGGUGAUGGCCGCCCUGCAGCUGCAGGCGCUGCGCGCGCCCGCCGCCGCCGCGGCGCCGCUCCGGUCGUCAUCGUUCUGCACGCCGCUGUCGCUGCCGGCGCCGGCGCCGCCGCGGCGCGGCGCCAGGGCGUCGACGGCGUCGGCGAGGAUCACGAUGCGCUUCGGCGUCGCGUCCAAGCAGGCCUACAUCUGCCGCGACUGCGGGUACAUCUACAGCGACAGGACCCCCUUCGACAAGCUUCCCGACAAGUACUUCUGCCCCGUUUGUGGAGCACCAAAGAGAAGGUUCAAGCCGUACGAGCCUAAGGUGGCCAAGAACGCCAACGCCACCGAUGCCCGCAAGGCUAGGAAGGAGCAGCUGAAAAAGGACGAAGCCGUCGGGCAAGCGUUGCCUAUCGGUAUCGCCGUCGGGAUACUUGCAUUGGCCGGCUUGUUCUUCUACUUGAACAGUGUCUACUAGAUGGAGAAACAUACGAGAUGAUCGAUCCACUGCAGUGGGGGAAAAGCAUCAAAGAGUUUUAAAUUUUGCCUUCUUUUCAAACGUGCUGUUAUAUGCUUCUAGGAAAUCCAUGGCAAGUUUCUGUAUCUUAGAGAAGAAACUACACUUUUUUAGGGGUGAAGAUAUCCAUCCCCUAUAUUAUUGACAACAAAUUGACUUCUCAUUGUGCCGCAUCGUCGGCAAAUUAAAGCCUGUUUGAUCAUCCUACGAUGAAAAGCACAACCUUGUGAUACCAAAAGAUGCAAACUCAAACUUGAAAGGAGGCCAAACUGCCUAUUUAGUAUUA